AGCGCAGGAGGGUGGGGGCGCCGGUAUAAGAGGGAACCUGCCCGCCGCCGCCCCGGGGCCGUCGCUGGAGACCACCGCCCGCCUCUCCAGCCCGGACAAAGUCUAGAUGAGGAAACCGAGACCCAAAGAGUACCUCGCCCAGGGUCACCUGUGACAUGAAGACCCCUGCCGCCACGUGUCUGCUGCUGGUGACCAUGGGCCUUAUGGCAGCGCUGCAGGCUCAGAGCCACCGCAUCACUCGACGAGACCUCUUCUCUCGAGAAAUGCCCCUGGACAUGGCCUUGGCCUCCUUCGACGACCAGUAUGCGGGCUGUGCCACAGCCAUGACGGCUGCUCUCCCGGAUCUCAACCGCACGGAGUUCCAGGCCAACAGAGUGUACGCGGACGGCUGGGCGCAGGCCAGCAGCCAGUGGCAGGAGCGCCAGGCCUGGGGGCCGGGGUGGGGCGGCAGCCCUUCCCGCCUGCCCCCACCCCCAGGCUUUCGAGAAGAGCAUGGGGUGGCCCUCCUGGCUUACACGGCCAACAGCCCCCUGCACAAAGAAUUCAGCGCCGUGCGCGAGGCGGGCCGCUCCCGGGCCCACUACCUCCACCACUUCUCCUUCAAGACACUGCACUUCCUGCUGACCGAGGCCCUGCAGCUGCUGAGCAGCGGGCAGCGUCCACCGCAGUGCCACCAGGUGUUCCGAGUGCAGGGCCUGCGCUUCCGGCCCGCGGGGCCCGGGGCCACCGUCAGGCUGGGCGGCUUCGCCUCUGCGUCCCUGCAGAAUGCCGCGGCCCAGCAGUUUGGGGAAGACACCUUCUUUGGCAUCUGGACCUGCCUCGGGGCCCCGAUCAAGGGCUACUCCUUCUUCCCCGGGGAGGAGGAGGUGCUGAUCCCUCCCUUCGAGACCUUCCAGGUGAUCAACGCCAGCAGGCCAGCCCAGGGCCCUGCCCGCAUCUACCUGCGGGCCCUGGGCAAGCGGAGCACCUACAACUGCGAGUACAUCAAAGACAAACAAUGCAAGUCUCGCCCCUGCCGUCUGGAUAACUCAGCUAUGGGUCGGGGCCCCCUUUCUGCACUCUGGUCCCUUCUACUGCUGCUCUGGUUCCUUGUUGGGGGAGCCUUUCCAGAGAGUCCAGGCCUUCUCUGAUCUCUACCGAACAGCUCUGCCUGCUGCCCCUGCCCAACGCGAGGACAUCAGGCACAUGUGUGCUUUAAGCGUGGCCAAGAUCCCUGGUGACUCCACCGGCAGGGAACUCUGGGACAUUGGCAGCUGCCAGGCCUGCUGGUGGGGAGAGAAGACCGUGGGGACUGAGCCUCACCCAGGGCCCUGGGAGUAGGGGGCUGAAUGCAGGACAGGGAAGAAAAGCACUUGGCCACGGCUCGGCCAUGGCUCGUGCCCAUGUUACUCAGAUGCCUCCCGCCUCCCUCUGGACUGCUCCCACUCGCUCCUCCGGGAGCCGUCUCUGGCCUCCAGCCUGCUGGGUCAAGAGCCCUGCCUCUUGGCUCCCACGGGGCCCUGCAUUAUUCUCUGUACCGGGUCCAUGUCUGUCUGUUGUCUGUCUCCCAGACCACAAGCACCCUGAGCACAGGGGCUGUGUGUAAGGCACAGAGGUGGUACCAGGACACGUUUGGAAGUCAGAGAGCAGCACGUGUCUUGUGGGUGGCUGGUCCCUGAACUGCCCCUCCCUUGGGCCCUUCAAGCUCUCUGGAUGUCCCUGUGUGUGAACUGGGUGGCCUGGAUGUAAGGCCAGAGUGUAGAGAGCAGGAGAAGAACAGCGAGCUUCAGGUCCUCUGCCAGGCUCUCUAUCAAA
Sus scrofa (pig) is the source of this 1794-nucleotide messenger RNA. RefSeq names its product ADP-ribosyltransferase 1 (gene ART1). The record is from RefSeq and is a predicted model, not a curated record. Gene Ontology annotation, molecular function: NAD+-protein-arginine ADP-ribosyltransferase activity; NAD+ poly-ADP-ribosyltransferase activity. NCBI's taxonomy places the organism in Eukaryota, Metazoa, Chordata, Mammalia, Artiodactyla, Suidae.